Molecule: messenger RNA, 1422 nt
Organism: Naegleria fowleri
Lineage: Eukaryota; Heterolobosea; Eutetramitea; Acrasida; Naegleriidae
Exons: 1
Coding region: 1-1422 (473 amino acids)
Molecular function (GO): catalytic activity
Source: RefSeq, a predicted model, not a curated record
AUGUGUCUUCAACACAAGAUCCAUCUCAUUGGCCUCACAGAAACCCAUUUAAAUACAAUUGAGAAAGAGAAGCAGGAAAUGAAUCAAGGAGUUGGAUACCUCCUUCUCAAUUCAUUAAUUACGACUUCAAAAGGAUCCAAAGGAACAGCCUUGUUACAUUUCCUUAAUAACAAGAGAAAACGAUGCAUUACCAACACUAAUCUAGUUCCUGGACACCUCCAAUGGACUAGAUUUUACUCUAGAAAUAUGCCCAUUAAUAUUCUUACAGUUUACUUAAGUGGAAGACGAGAAGCAAAUGAUAUUGAUGACGAUGUUUUUGAGCACAUUAUUGAAGUUUUAACUGAGUGUCAAGAUGAACAAGUUGUGAUUAUGGGAGAUUUUAACAUUAAUUCCCACAAUCCAAGUUCAACCAGAGACAAACAGUGGUUGGAACUCAUGAAUAGUUUCCAAAUGUAUGAACACAAAGUAACUGGUAAUUUCUCGUAUGUCAGACGUUACGAAAAUCAAAUCUCUCGAUCAAGACCAGAUCACAUAUUUGUAUCCAAACACAUAAGAGUGGUUAGAGAGCAAAUGCUUGCACCAAUUAGCAAAAAUGAACACCUUCCAUUCUUUGUUGACCUGGAAUUUCAAUCAAAUUUAUCAUGGAAACCAUCAGUAUCCAAAAACUCAAAAACGAAAAUAAUCGAGUACUUGAACAACUCCAACUUUGCAAUUUUCGAUGAUUUGGCACGGGCCUUAAGUGACCAGAUCGAUAAGUACGGAAAAUUUAAUGACAGACUUGGUAUUCAAUCCAUAUACAGCUCUCUUAAAAACAGAAUUGAAGAAUUGGAACAAUCGCUUCUUACAUCAAUUCAAGGUAAUGAACUUGAUCAAAGGAAAAUCCUUGACACGCAACAGAAAUUGAAAGAGACAUAUAAAUCUGCAUCAACUGAAAUCAAAGAAAAGAUUUCAGAACGAUUCAAUGCAGCAAACUCUUCAACCAUGUACCACUUUGAUCAAUUAACCCAUAACAAGCAAAUUGACUGGAAGCAAAUUAACUUUAAUGACUCUCAGAUUGUGCAACAUUUCAAGGACAAGUUCACAUCAUCGAAUCAAACCCCAACAUUCUCUCUGAGCCCAUCUACUGUAUCUAUAGGACCCCAAAUUAUGAAUCUCAUCACAUUGAACGAUUUGGAAAACGCUCUCUCAAGAAUGAAAUCAAACACUCCAGGAGUUGACUUUAUCCCACACGAUAUUAUUAAGGGCCUCAAUGAUUCGAACAAGAAAUUACUCGUUGAUAAAUUUAAUGAGUGUCUCGUAAACCAAGACAUCCCAAGUACAUGGAAACAAGGAUGGGUCAAACUAAUACCUAAACGAGAUGUAAAGACCAAUUUUCUAUGGCUUUAUUCCCCAAGGAUGUCCAUUAGCUCCACUCAUCUAUGA